Molecule: messenger RNA, 1639 nt
Organism: Mesocricetus auratus (golden hamster)
Lineage: Eukaryota; Metazoa; Chordata; Mammalia; Rodentia; Cricetidae
Gene: Efna3
Product: ephrin A3
Exons: 5
Coding region: 43-735 (230 amino acids)
Biological process (GO): axon guidance; ephrin receptor signaling pathway
Cellular component (GO): plasma membrane
Molecular function (GO): ephrin receptor binding
Source: RefSeq, a predicted model, not a curated record
GCGGGGCUCAGUCGGGGGGCGGCGGCGGCGGCGGCUCCGGGGAUGGCGGCGGCUCCGCUGCUGCUGCUGCUGCUGCUCGUGCCCGUGCCGCUGCUGCCGCUGCUGGCCCAGGGGCCUGGGGGCGCGCUGGGAAACCGGCAUGCGGUAUAUUGGAACAGCUCCAACCAGCACCUUCGAAGAGAGGGCUACACGGUGCAGGUGAACGUCAACGACUAUCUCGAUAUUUACUGUCCGCACUACAACAGCUCAGGGCCUGGCGGCGGGGCAGAGCAGUACGUGCUGUACAUGGUGAACCUGAGCGGCUACCGCACGUGCAACGCCAGCCAAGGUUCCAAGCGCUGGGAAUGCAACCGGCAGCAUGCCUCGCACAGCCCCAUCAAGUUCUCCGAGAAGUUCCAGCGCUACAGCGCCUUCUCGCUGGGAUAUGAAUUCCAUGCCGGCCAAGAGUACUACUAUAUCUCCACGCCCACUCACAACCUGCACUGGAAGUGUCUGAGGAUGAAGGUGUUCGUCUGCUGUGCCUCCACAUCGCACUCCGGGGAGAAGCCGGUCCCCACUCUCCCCCAGUUCACCAUGGGCCCCAAUGUGAAGAUCAACGUGUUGGAAGACUUUGAGGGAGAGAGCCCCCAGGUGCCCAAGCUUGAGAAGAGUAUCAGCGGAACCAGCCCCAAGCGGGAGCAUCUGCCUCUGGCCGUGGGCAUCGCCUUCUCUCUCAUGACACUCUUGGCCUCCUAGCUCUGCCUUCCUGUGACGGAGAGAGGUGGGGCGGGGCUGAGAAGGAGCAGGGAGUCAGCUGUGGAGCCUGCAUCUUUCUUUCCAUGGCUGGGGAGUGGGGUCUGCACUGAACAUCUGUCUACCCGCGCCUGCCCACUCCCUCUAGGGCAGGCGCUGUAGUGGAUCAGGCACAGGGACAGCCAUAGGUCCCAGGUGGCCUGUGGCUUUGGUAGUGUUUGGUACCAAGACAGUGCUCAGGACUCCCUGCCCCUGGUACCUUUCCCCGACUCCCGUGCCCUCCCUCUUUGUCCCCCCCAGAGGCACACAUGCCCCAGAGAGACCACGUGAAGCACGGGAGGUGUCCCCUGUCAGUCUGCCCGGGGCAGAACACGGGGAAGGGACUAGAUGGAUGAGGGGCGGAGCCUCAGGCUACCCCUUCCCCUGUUUACAGCAAUAAGCAUCUUCUCCCUCCCACACAGAGAACUGUGGUUUGGAUUGAAUCCAAGUUUACAAAUAGACACCCCUGGGGGAGCAGGCAGUGGACAGGGGUGGGCAUUGGGGUGCCAGACAGGCAUGUACAGACACUAUAUCUCUAUAUAUAAUGUACAGACAGACAGAGUCCCUUCCCUCCUUAACCUUGAGCUCUCUUGACUCCCCUUCCAGAUUCAGACCCCUUCCCCACCAGGUUAGGCCCCCCUGGGACCCCCUGGCCCCUCUUUUGUCUUCUGUGAAGACAGGACCUAUGCAACGCACAGACACUUUUGGAGACCGUAACAACAAUGCCCCCUCCCUUCCAACCCUGAGCCAGGAACCAGCUCCCAGGACCUUGCCCCGCCCACCCCAUCCUGGGCCUUUUUCAAGUGCUUUGGCUGUGACUUUCAUACUCUGCUCUUAGUCUAAAAAAAUAAACUGGAGAUAAAAAUAA